AUGGCCAAUGGCAUAGCUAAUGGACAUGUCCCAUCUACUGCCAACAACGCGCAGUAUUUUAUCGCCAAUGGUUCUUCUCAGCCGACAGCAAAUGGUUUCCCUCAGGGAGUGGUUUUCGUUGCGAACGGCGGCAGCCAAACUCUUGGAAGCUCUGGCAUUGCCAACCGACUCCCUCACGGGGCUCAACUUUAUCCUAGCCGACCUAUUCAGAACACGAGUGCUUACAGUGUCGAGCCGCCUGGCCUAAUCUCACCUCCACACGGCCACAAUUCGACUUCUCAACCUGGAAGCCAACACUCUGUUCAAUCGGAUUCUACUGGAGCUGCUCACCAGUUCUACACUCCUGUGCCGCCCUCUCAGGCCCCAAACAUGCCUGGUCUGCCUCAGAGUAUCUCCUUCCACGCUGGUUUGUCCCUGAUGAGUCCUGGAAACACUCCGCACCAUUUCAGCGGCGAACGCAUAGGUGAUUCACUGUCUACUCCCACCUCAGGCACCAACCAUCAUUUGACGGAACCUCGUAACUACGCGCCCCGAACAGCUGGUCAGCCAGUUGACAGUUUGCCUCCUCCUCGCUUCAAUCUGGACUUGCAGACAGUCCCCAGCGCUUGUUCCACUUCACCCCGGGACCCCUUUGGAAGUCCUGAGCGUGUUGAGCCGAGUGCCUUGAUCCCAUUUCCGAAUAUGCCCCCUCCUGCUAUCCAGCAAGCCAUGCUCACUGCUGCGAUGACAGUGCCAUUCGCCGGUAAUAAAUCUCAAAAGCUACACGAGCUGACGGGCACCUACUCUGGUCUCCCUACUUUUGAAACCGCCAUGAGCUCUGCAUUCUUCCCAUUCGCGAGCGGCCCUGGAUCGACCAAGGCAUCCACGGCAGGUGUUGUCCGUCUCAAGAAUAUACCAUUUUCUACCAAGCGUUCCGAAGUCGUUGCCUUCAUUGGUCGCAAUAGUCGAAUGUUGAGUGAUGGUGAGGAACCCAUCCACAUCAUCAUGGACCGAGCUACGUCCAAAACCAUGGACGCCUUUGUCGAAUUCAUGACGAUGGAGGAUGCCAUGCGCUGUGCCGAAAAGCAUCACCAGUACACCCAGACUGGUCGUAUCAGCCGUCUUGGUGAGCGUCCUGUUGAGGUUGAGUUGUCGAGUCAAGCUGCUCUGAUGCAGGAACUUUUCCCUCUUGCUCGUGGUGUAUUCUGGGACGGCGCCAACCCUCAGAUCCUUCCCACCAGCAACAAAGAGCCUUGGGCAAACUUCAAGGGUUUCAUCUUCCCGGAAGAGAUGGUUAUGCUUGUCAAACAUGUGGAAGUUCCUCAUCGGUCCCCCUUUUCCAAAGAGUGUCCUCAACGCCCAUAUGAGUGCCUCAUCAGCACCCUGCGCAAGUUUCCUUGGUACGCCCCGGAUCACAUUACUAUCGCUCAACGUGGUGCUAUGUACAAGGCUACAAUCAAGCUUCUUCGUUUGCUUGGCCGAUCAGUCUCGGGGCAGGAUGACCCAGUCAACCUCACCACCCAGCUCUUCCAGCGUGUUAUCCGAACUGCAAUGGAUUGCAAAGGCUUCACCAUCCUUCAGAAGGACAACAUUGCGUUCAUGGUCCAAAUGCCUCCCAUCGAGCAACAACGCCGUCAUGGCCAGCCGUUGAAUCCCACCUCUUGGGUCCACCAGUACGCCAUCGCGCGCAAGCCAGACAUUCCUCUUGAUGUCGUUGACUGGUACAUCCGCCUGAUUCGUGAGCAGACGACUCGCGAUGUCCUCAUUCGCCCUAUUCACGAGCGCACCUCGAUUCAAGAGACGCUCAAGGACACUGAUGACUACUGGGGCUACUUUUACCAUGAGGUCAACUAUGUCCAGGGACCUCAGUUUGAUGAAAUGUCUCUAGGGAGGUGCGCCUACCUUGAACUUUCUGCGAUCGAGCGGAUUCUCGGUCGUGCUCUUGGCUUUAACUGA
Messenger RNA from Fusarium poae, 1935 nucleotides. RefSeq lists its product as uncharacterized. NCBI's taxonomy places the organism in Eukaryota, Fungi, Ascomycota, Sordariomycetes, Hypocreales, Nectriaceae. The coding region runs from base 1 to 1935 and encodes 644 amino acids. The record is from RefSeq and is a predicted model, not a curated record. The transcript has 3 exons. Gene Ontology annotation, molecular function: nucleic acid binding.